Carassius carassius (crucian carp) is the source of this 1154-nucleotide messenger RNA. RefSeq names its product stanniocalcin 2b (gene stc2b). Bases 125 to 991 code for a protein of 288 amino acids. Gene Ontology annotation, molecular function: hormone activity. Gene Ontology annotation, biological process: intracellular calcium ion homeostasis. The transcript has 4 exons. The record is from RefSeq and is a predicted model, not a curated record. NCBI's taxonomy places the organism in Eukaryota, Metazoa, Chordata, Actinopteri, Cypriniformes, Cyprinidae. Gene Ontology annotation, cellular component: extracellular region.
UAUAGGCAGCAUCCAAUCGCCCGACCCUCACUACGCGUCUGCGCUGCUCCCUCUGCCUCGUGUACUUCAUUCUUCAUUCAAAAUAUUCGCAGUUUUAGACAGCGCUAUCAUCAUCGCACGAGACAUGCGUGUGCAACUGACUAUAGGAGUGUUUAUUUUGAUUUUGGCGGUGCGGCAAACACACGCGACUGAUUCCAGCAGCGCUCAUGACACCUCACAAGAGAGAUCACUGAACAUCCAGAAGCGAAGACUCUCUCUGCAGAACACAGCGGAGAUUCAGCAGUGUCUGGUGAACGCAGGUGAUGUAGGCUGUGGGAUGUUCGAGUGCUUCAACAACAACUCCUGCGAAAUCCGUGGACUACACGACAUCUGCAUGACGUUCCUUCACAAUGCUGGCAAAUUUGACUCCCAGGGAAAAUCGUUCAUCAAAGAUGCGCUGAAAUGCAUGGCCCAUGGACUUCGCCACAAGUUCAGCUGCGUCAGCCGCAAGUGUCUGGCCGUGAAAGAGAUGGUGUUCCAGCUGCAGCGCGAGUGUUACGUCAAACACAACCUUUGCUCUGCCGUGAGGGAGAACGUCAAUGUCAUGGUGGAGAUGAUCCACUUCAAGGACCUGUUUCCUAAAGGGCCCCAUGUGGAGUUAGUAAACAUCCUGCUGGAAUGCGGCAAGGAGGUGCGCGUCGCAAUCGCCCGCCGAAUACGAACUCAGUGCGAGCAGAACUGGGGAGCUCUCUGCGGGAGUCUGAGUCUCUGUGCCCUCGGAAAGGUGGAGAACCAGGCCGGUUCCACCCUCGCCCCUGUCCCAGACAUCACCACCCCUCCAGGAGCCAGCGGCAACUCCCUCCCUCCUGCGAGCCCGCGUCUCCCUGAGGCCAACGGGGAAACGGUCUGGACACUCACAGAAGAUGAAAAUCAGUCCUCAGGUCCUCAAGACAACGCCUCUGAUGCCGAAAAAGAGCCAAAGAGGUCUCUAAAUGCCACCAAAAGGAGGUGAAGGGAAGCGGGUUCUCAGUGCCUUUAGCCCACACGUCCAAAAAGGCUCAUUCACCGCUCUCCUUCCUUGCCUCUCUCAAGUACAAAUAAGCUGCAGUCUCCAGUGCUUCUAUAAGAGCACCAGCGACGACAGGGUAUUUCAAUGUGACGUUACAUUUAGAGCU